This is a messenger RNA of Rhopilema esculentum, 1844 nucleotides long. RefSeq names its product zinc metalloproteinase nas-1. Gene Ontology annotation, biological process: proteolysis. The record is from RefSeq and is a predicted model, not a curated record. Lineage: Eukaryota; Metazoa; Cnidaria; Scyphozoa; Rhizostomeae; Rhizostomatidae. Gene Ontology annotation, molecular function: metalloendopeptidase activity; zinc ion binding.
AUUUUUGUAAUCGUUUUUCCUGUGCAUAGAAGUGUCUGGACAUAACAUAUGCUUGGUAAAGUAAAUUAAGCCUCUGUACGGGAUGUUGUACUUGUACCUGCAAUUUUAUCUCCACCAAGGGGACAUAUCUGAUAAAACAAUGUCAAUUUUGAUAAGGUCUUUUUGCAAUUUUUGUUUCGAUGUUGUUUUGCUUAUCUUUUUCUGUUGUUCUGUUGCUAUCUCUUUGCUUGAAUAUUUGCUGGUUUAUUUCUUUUGUUUAAUUAAAUUUCAGCCUGCCUUGUUUCUUAUGUCGUCCUUACCCUUUUGAGCAAAUCUCAGCUUGAAGUUUUUUCUAAAGGUUGUUCUUAUAGGGAAGGAGAAAUUAGUGAACGAAGCUGUCGAGUGUUGAGAUAGCAGACCUGUAUCAUGUACAGCCACAUUACGUCAGAUAGGAACAAAAAUGUGGAUGCAAAGAUGAAAGGAAGAAAGGAGGCACAGGGGGCACGUUCCUUUUCAGAAACAGGGGUAAAGUACCUACUUGCAACUCACAGAGAUGCCCCUUUUUGCAUAGACGUGUCCCCUCCCAAAAGUUCCUCGCUAUCAUUUGAUUAGGUCAUAUCUGAUAAAUUUUGCAAGAUCUUGUGAUCCACCUGUUAAAAUAUAUCUUUCAAUUGUCGCUCAUCGUCUGCUUGUCGUCAGUUUUGACACCAAAAAGAACGUGGACAGCAAUCACCACCUUGAGCUCAGUGGGAUUGCCCAAUGUUCAUGGAUGAAGCAAGAAUUGAUCUUAUGUAAAUAUCUUCUAUGCUUGCUGCAGCCAUUUUGUGCAUCAGAUGCCAGAGCCAUGAGUCGUUUUUUGCUUUUUCUUCUUUUUGCUGCCGUUCAAUGUCGCAAUAUAGAUGAUAAGCAUAGAGCUACCAUGGAUAUUAUUGCAGACAUCAACAAAGCUUAUGGAACGUCAAGAAACAACCAAAUUGUUGACGGGGACAUCAUGAUACCUCGUGUACACCGCAAUCGAAGAAACGUGGUGAACAAGGAAAACUUACUCUGGACAGCAAAACAAAUACCUUAUAAGAUCGAUGCCUCAGUUUCACCUCUUGCAAGAAUUUCAAUCAGUAACGCCAUUGCCGAAAUUGAGAAAAACACGUGUAUUAGAUUCAGCCAACAAGAACCAACAGAUGAGCACGGGGUCAAGUUUGUGCAAGGCAAAGGAUGCUGGUCUAACAUCGGACGACGGGUGUCACCUGGUAAAAGUUACCAAGAGUUGUCACUUGGACCUGAGUGCUUCUCCAAAGGCAUUAUUCUUCAUGAGCUGAUGCACACCCUUGGAUUCUUUCAUGAACACUCAAGAUAUGACCGAGAUAAUUACGUCACAGUUAACUGGAACAACAUUAAGCCAUCCAACUACCAACUUUUUGAACUGGUAGACCCAUCAGUGAGCGAUUUUGGUGCCUUUGCCUAUGACCUUAACAGCCUAAUGCAUUAUGGGAACUUGGCGUUUUCAAAGAAUGGCAAGCCAACUCUUCAGGCAAAAGGAGACCAAACAAAGAUCCUUGGACGGACGGGAUCUUUAAGCCAAAAGGAUAUCGAAAAGAUUAAUCGAAUGUAUCGUUGUCAAGAAACCACCCCUGAAAGCAACUGGAGUAAAUGGUCUGCAUGGGGACAAUGCAUGGGUGAUGGCAAGCGCAGCCGAAUGAGGCAUUGCAGGAACCUGGAAGCUGCCUUAUGCGGUGAUGCCAGUGGAAAUGGCUUCGAGAUCCAAAAGAGACCUUGCUGAGGUAACCCUGUAUGUGCAGACAAUUCUUUGAUAUCUAUUGAGAAAAUUAUUUUAUGAAGUUAAAUUCAUAUAAAAUUUCUGAAAGGUU